AUGCGUAUAAUGGUAUUACUAUUCAUUUAUUUUAGUUGGUCAACAUGCAAUGAAGAUAUUGUCGUGCUUAUUCUAGCUAGAGGUGGUUCCAAAGGAAUACCCUUGAAGAACCUGCAGACAGUAGGUGGUUUAAGUUUAGUUGCUCGAUCCAUUUUAACUGCAAGAAAAGCUGGAUUACUGAACAUAACUGUUUCCACGGAUCAUCCAUUAAUAGCGUUAGAAGCUCUGAAAUAUGGUGCAUCUGUAUUUCGUCGCAGUUCUAUAACAGCUGCUCAUUAUGCGCCUUCUAUUUGGGGUGUAGAAGAAUUUGCUCUUUCUAUGCCACUCGCUAAAAUUAUAGUUUUAUUACAAGCUACUUCGCCAUUUCUUCGGUACUCAGACUUACAAGAGGCGUUAAAGAAACUUCAACAUCCCAGAUCUUACGAUUGUGUGUUUUCAGUUAUAAGCAGACCUCGCAGACAAGACUGGAAUGGUGAAUUAAUAGAAACUGGAGCCUUUUAUGUAUCACGAGUGGAAAUAAUAAAACAAGGAUUUUUGCAAAAUAAAAACUGUACAAUUUUGGAAGUAAGUACAGAAGAAAGUCUAGAGGUGGAUUCGUACUACGAUUUACAAGUUGCUAAUGCAUUACUUAAUUCUAACUUAGUUUCGUCCGAAUAA
Molecule: messenger RNA, 657 nt
Organism: Parnassius apollo (apollo)
Lineage: Eukaryota; Metazoa; Arthropoda; Insecta; Lepidoptera; Papilionidae
Source: the annotation of a GenBank genome assembly